AUGGCAUCCCAAUUCAAGACUGAGAAGGACAUUCCUGUCACGAAGCAGAGCUUCCCUGGAAAGGAUGUGGAUAUGCCCAACCCCAAGCCUACCUUUGAGGAGGUGCCCGAGGCUGGAGGACAGGACGCAACCUACAAGGCUGCCGACAAGCUCAAAGGCAAGCGGGCUCUGAUCACUGGAGGUGACAGUGGUAUCGGCGCGGCCUCCGCGAUCCUCUUUGCGCGGGAGGGUGCUGACUCGACUAUUGUCUAUCUACCUGAGGAGGAAGAUGAUGCACGCAACACCAAGAAGCGCAUUGAGGAGCUCGGGGCCAAGUGCCACUUGAUCUCGAGGGAUUUGACAAGCAAAAGCAACUGCAAGGAGAUUGUUGACUUUGCGAUGGAGAAGAUGGGUGGCAUCGACAUUCUCUUCAACAACGCUGCUUAUCAAAUGGUAGUCAAGGACAUUACCGAUCUGCCGGAGGAGCAGUGGGAGCACACCUUCAACAUCAACAUUCACUCCUUCUUCUACAUCUCAAAGUACGCUCUCGCACACAUGAAGCGAGGCGCCGUCAUCAUCAACAACGCCUCAAUCAACGCCUAUGUAGGCCGUCCCGACUUGCUCGACUACACCUCCACCAAGGGUGCGAUUGUCUCCUUCACCCGCGGCUUGAGUAACCAGUAUGUCUCCAAGGGCAUUCGUGUCAACGCCGUUGCCCCCGGUCCUGUCUGGACGCCUCUCAUCCCCUCGACCAUGGAUGAUGAAGCGCAAAAGAACUUUACGAGCCCCAUGGGCAGGCCUGCUCAGCCUUCUGAGAUUGCCACUUGUGUGGUGUUCUUGGCCAGUGCCGACAGCUCGUGUAUCAGUGGCCAGACAAUCCACUGCAACGGCGGUACAAUUAACCCGCCGUCCUCAGCCGACUUUGCGCGUGCUGGCACCAACAGCAGCCAGCUAAUGCUCGAAUCCACCAAACCCGAGGAGCACGAAGGUGUUCCUCCCAACUCACAGGCUCGGGAUGGAGACAGCGAUGGCAAGCGCGUGGCAACGCUCGGAGACGGAAAUGACGCUCCGACCACUACGAGCGAACCAGCAGAUUCGUCGAAGCCAACCAACGAAGCCGAGCCACGCCCUACAACUCCAGUCAACAAGGGCAAGCAGGUCGAGAGUAACAGCUCGCAAUACCUCGCUCCCGAAGCUCUGGGCUAUGUCGAUCCCACUCCAGCGACGCCAACCACUUCCCAACCACCUUCACGCACGCCCUCGACGACUGCCAGACCUCGAGUGUCAGAAGAUCGGUCCCUCGCGGGCUCUGACGCGGGGUACGACGAGAAGCAAUACUUGAGCGAUGAUGAGCAGGAAGGCGGUUCCCGCUCAGAGAUUCAAAGCAUCAUGGAACAGUUCAGCGAGGUAGGUGGCGGGCCUGGUGCGGCAGAGGUCAUGAGCCCCAGGCUCGAGCUCACAUCGCCUAUCCUGGGCAGCCCCCCAGCACAGCACUCGCAAAGACCGCAGCAUCCACCGAGAAAAUCAAGCCUGGAGCCUCUAUCCGCGACUCUGUCCGGACAGAUGAAAGACAUGCGGCUCGCAGAAGCUCAGCCCACCGAUGGCGCCAAUGAUGCGGCCUCAGAGGAGCCACCACCACCGGUGCCACCAAAGGAUGGGUCAUUCAGUACGCCAGCUUGGAGCAAGGAGGAGGCCUCGCCAUCGUCACCUCACGCAUCCGUUCACCGACCGCCGCCACCCGCGCCCGAGCCCGAGCCAGCGCAGCCCUUUGACUUUCACAGGUUCCUCGAGCAGCUGCGGAACAAGAAGGCCGACCCUGUCGCGAGGUACCUCAAGUCGUUCCUCCAAGAGUUUGGGAAGAAGCAGUGGAUGGUACACGAGCAGGUCAAGAUCAUUGGUGAUUUCUUGGCCUUUAUCGCGAACAAAAUGGCCCAGUGCGAGGUCUGGGCUAACGUGUCGGACGCUGAGUUUGACAAUGCUCGAGAAGGCAUGGAGAAGUUGGUCAUGAACCGGCUGUAUGCUCAAACAUUCUCACCCGCGAUCCCUGCACCGAGACCUGUCCCUGGAGCCAAGCCUAAGAGGAAAGGGGGCGAUGCCCCCCUAGGCCCGGGCAGGCGAGGGCAGCAUCAAGAAGAUGUCGAGAGGGAUGAUAUACUAGCCCAGAAGAUCAAGAUCUAUGGCUGGGUGAAGGAAGAGCAUCUAGACAUUCCACAAAUUGGUGACAGUGAACUUCUCAAGAUCAAGUCGUACAGGGCGCCCCGCGACAAGAUCAUCUGUGUCCUGAACUGUUGCAAGGUCAUUUUCGGCCUACUCAAGCACAACAAGUCCGACGGAUCGGCAGACUCGUUCAUGCCCAUGCUCAUCUAUGUUGUGCUGCAAGCAAACCCCGAUCACCUUGUCUCCAACGUACAGUAUAUCUUGCGGUUCCGCAACCAAGACAAGCUGGGCGGUGAAGCCGGCUACUACUUGUCCUCCCUGAUGGGGGCCGUCCAAUUUGUGGAAAGCAUGGAUCGGACAAGCCUGACUAUAACUGACGAAGAGUUCGAGAAAAGCGUGGAAGCCGCGGUCUCAGCCUUUGCCGAAAAGCACCAAGCAAACUCCCCCUCCGUCCCGCAGGAGCCCAUCUUCGACGAGAAAGGCCGCUACGUGCCUCCAGGUAGCCUCGUGUCCCAGGAGGAUGCUCGCCCAAACUACCCACCUCGCUCCACGUCGCUCAAUACUGGGGGAUCUGCCGACGACACGCUACCGAUAGGCGGACUCCUGAAGACGAUUCAACGGCCAUUGACGUCGAUAGGCCGCAUGUUCACAGACGAUGGCGGUGGGCAGUCCUCAUCCGAGACACCUCAACUUUCUCACGGUCUGCCACCACCUCCUCGCGGCGACUCUACCGAGCAAACAUCAUCACGGCACACUCUCUCGGCUGAAGAAGCUGCUGCACGACAGGCCAGCGCAGAGACAGCUGAGGCACAGCGGCUGAGCCGGGCGGAGCACGCCAACGUCGUUGAAACCUUGUCAGGCAUGUUCCCGGACUUGGACAAGGAUAUCAUCAGUGAUGUCGUGCACCAGAAAGAGGGAAGGGUUGGACUGGCAGUCGAUGCUUGCCUUGCUCUGUCUUCAUGA
Emericellopsis cladophorae is the source of this 3099-nucleotide messenger RNA. RefSeq names its product Vacuolar protein sorting-associated protein 9a-like protein. Gene Ontology annotation, molecular function: oxidoreductase activity; ubiquitin binding. NCBI's taxonomy places the organism in Eukaryota, Fungi, Ascomycota, Sordariomycetes, Hypocreales, Bionectriaceae. The record is from RefSeq and is a predicted model, not a curated record. The transcript has 10 exons. Bases 1 to 3099 code for a protein of 1032 amino acids.